Molecule: messenger RNA, 2649 nt
Organism: Miniopterus natalensis
Lineage: Eukaryota; Metazoa; Chordata; Mammalia; Chiroptera; Miniopteridae
Gene: RAD52
Product: RAD52 DNA repair protein
Biological process (GO): double-strand break repair via homologous recombination; DNA recombinase assembly; double-strand break repair via single-strand annealing
Cellular component (GO): nucleus
Source: RefSeq, a predicted model, not a curated record
UUCACUCCUUUCUAUGGCUGAAUAAUAUGAAUAAUAACCAGGUGUAGGAAUAUACCACAUUUUGUUUCUCUAUUAGUUUAUGGGCAUUUGGGUUCCCCCCACUUUUUGGCUUCGUAGACCUUAAGGUCUGUUCCUGCACUGAACUCUGCAUCUGAGGUGCAAACAUUUUAAAACUAAAUUUAAUUCUGGGAGUGGGUCAAGUAUUUCAGUGACCUCAGUUUAGGAAAGUUUUUCUUUUUAAAGUGUUCUCAGUUUACCACUGGUUAAACAAUUAAUUGUAGUGGUAAUAAGCAGAGAAAUGUUUGUGUGCAGUUCUCAUCAGAAAUGCUGCUGUGUAAUGUAUGUCAGAACCUGUUAUCUUGUGUGUGGAGGAACUGGGUGUAGUUGGAGAUGAGUAUAUGAAAAUGUAACCCAGAUAGCUGUGGGAGAGUGGUUUUACCUUAAAGAAACCCACAGUUGCUCUUUUACUUGUCAAGUCUGUAUUUACGAAUUUAUCUACUCAGUAAGAUUUCUUUCGAAUCCUAAAUCCCAAAUCAAUACUCAGGGCACUUUUGCAGAUGUGCAGAAUUCCGAAAAAUUUCAGUUGCUCCAUGUGAAUGUGCCCAGUUGAAGUUAAACCAGGCGAUGCUCUGCCUUCUUGUUUCGACUUUCAUACUGGAAAUGAGAGUCCUUGUUGCAGAGGUCCACUAGAAUCGACAUGUCUGGGACUGAGGAAGCAAUUCUUGGAGGCCGUGACAGCCAUCCUUCUGCUGGUGGCAACUCUGUAUUAUGCUUUGGACAGUACCAGUACACAGCAGAGGAGUACCAGGCCAUCCAGAUUGCUCUGAGGCAGAGGCUGGGCCCAGAAUACAUAAGUAGCCGCAUGGCUGGGGGAGGCCAGAAGGUGUGUUACAUUGAAGGUCACAGGGUAAUUAAUCUGGCCAAUGAGAUGUUUGGUUACAAUGGCUGGGCACAUUCUAUCACACAGCAGAAUGUGGAUUUUGUUGACUUUAACAACGGCAAGUUCUACGUGGGAGUCUGUGCAUUUGUGCGAGUCCAGUUGAAGGAUGGUUCGUAUCAUGAAGAUGUGGGCUAUGGUGUUAGUGAGGGCCUCAAGUCCAAAGCCUUGUCUUUGGAGAAGGCAAGGAAGGAGGCAGUGACAGAUGGGCUGAAGCGAGCGCUGAGAAGCUUUGGGAAUGCACUUGGAAAUUGUAUUCUGGACAAAGACUAUCUGAGGUCACUAAAUAAGCUUCCACGCCAGUUGCCUCUUGAAGUGGAUUUAACUAAAGCAAAGAGACAAGAUUUUGAACCAUCUGUGGAACAAGCGAGAUACAGCAGCUGCCGACAGAAUGUGGCUCUGGGGCCCACAAAACCACAGGAGGUCACCUCCCCUAGCAGACCAAGCCACUCAGAUGAUCCCCACAUUGUGAUGCAGGGCAGUAAGGACAGCAGCUCCCGAAGCCUGGCUUCCUCUGCUGCAGGGAGCGAUGCCACUUACCAGCGGAAGCUCCGGCAGAAACAGUUGCAGCAGCAGUUCCGGGAGCAAAUGGAGAAACAGCAGCAAGUUCAACAAUCUGCUCCAUCCGUUGAAAAGAAUCAGGCAGAGCCACCGGCGCCUCCUGUGAAGCACAGCACUCCCGUAGCUGUUGGUGUGGAACCACUCACCGAGAAAGACUUCCCUGCAGACAGUUUUGAAAUGUGGGAUAUGACUCCAGAUGCAGGAGACAGUGUUGCCAAGCACUUGUCUAUACCAGAACCACAGCAGAGUGUUGCCACACCAGUCCUAAAGAACCAGAUGGUGACCCGGAGCAGGACCCCACAAAGCCUUUGCCACCAGAACCCACAAGCAAAAUCUGAAACUUGGCACCUCCACACUCCCAACGUUAACCAACACCUAACAGGAAGCUGUGAUCCCUAUAGGAAGAACCAGGACACGAAGAAAAGGAAACUGGAUCCGUCUUAACAGAGGCUCAGGUCACGUCACCAGACUGUCAUAGAGGGACUUUUAGAAAACUGUUUUUUGGCCAUGAAAUUGUUCAUCAUUCCUAGGGAAUGAGCUUUAUUUCCAAGGAUUUACCUUGCUUCAUUCUGAACUUUUCCAGAGGAUUUGACUACUAGAGCCUACUGCAGAUAAGACUGAGCAGCUGGAAAACAAGUAACUUUAAAAAAGCUUGUGGCACACUGCAGUAGGCUUUGGGGAGAUUAAAUACCGUUUCUUGGGCUUCUGAGGCUCUUCAUUAUUUAUUCCUGUUAUCUUAAUAAAAACAGAACUUUUAGGAAUCACCAGUGGCUGAAAGUAAUAUAAGCCAUACCACUAAGCACCAACUUUUAACAACUACCUACAUGAAAUUACUGAGUAUCUCUGCCUUCUUUCACAAGAGGGCUCCAAGUUCCAGUGCUGCCCACAUGGGGACUGUGCAUCACGCUGAGAACAAAGCCCGGAGUGGUGUUUUACUCCUGCGCAUCAUCCAGGCUGUGAUCUCAUCCAUGAUAAUCUCGUUUAAUUACGGAAACUGAUCUAAGGCCAGAGAAAAGGCAUUUCAAGAGUGCAAAAUAAGUCCAUUACUACUUGGUAACAAAAUAAGAAAUAUAAGUAGCUGCUUAUAUUUCCCCAUUUCAGAUGUGAUAUAACCCCCUUAACAUUAUUAAACUGUUUUUCCAUCAUGCUUA